This is a messenger RNA of Epinephelus fuscoguttatus (brown-marbled grouper), 2686 nucleotides long. RefSeq names its product MBL associated serine protease 2 (gene masp2). The transcript has 6 exons. Gene Ontology annotation, molecular function: serine-type endopeptidase activity; calcium ion binding. Lineage: Eukaryota; Metazoa; Chordata; Actinopteri; Perciformes; Serranidae. Bases 84 to 983 code for a protein of 299 amino acids. The record is from RefSeq and is a predicted model, not a curated record.
GACAGCUGGGUUCAUUUACCCUGGGAUCGCUGAGAGUGAACCAUUCCAAAACACGCAAACUAUCUGGGGACUGCGAAGCCAACAUGAGCAGUGGGUGCUGUGUAUUUGUCCUGUUCUCCCUCCUCCGUGUCUCGCUGAGUGUGGAAAUGACAGGGUUAUAUGGCAGCUUCACCUCACCCAACUUCCCCCAGCCAUACCCUGACAACCAGCUCAUAGCGUGGAACAUCACCGUCCCAGAUGGCCACAGGGUCAAACUCUACUUCAGCCACUUCAGCAUGGAACCCUCAUACCAGUGUGAAUAUGACUACAUCCAGGUUUUGGCAGAGGGCAAUGAAACCUUGCGGUUCUGUGGCGAGGGAGAGAAGAACUAUGAAAGCACCCCGAGGAACACCAUCAUCCUGUCAGCUGGGAACCUCAUGUCAGUGGUCUUUAGGAGUGACUACUCUAACGAGGGCCGAUUCACGGGCUUCCAAGCAUUUUACACCGCAGAAGACAUUAAUGAGUGUCAGUCCAAGAUAGACGGGGAGAAAGUGUGUGAUCAUCUCUGCCACAAUUACAUCGGCGGAUAUUAUUGCACAUGCAAACAGGGAUACUUUCUCCAUGACAACAAAAGAUCCUGCACAGUGCCUUGCCACAGCCAGGUGUUGACCAACCUGUCAGGAGUUCUAACCAGUCCGGGCUACCCGAGCCCGUACCCUCCCAUGAGUGAGUGUGACCACACCAUCCGUCUGCCGGAGGGCUACAGAAUAUUCCUGGACUUCCUGCAACCCUUCGAUGUAGAGAGACACUCAGAUGUCCCUUGUCCAUACGAUAUGCUGAAGAUUUCAACAGCUGGACAAGAGUAUGGACCCUUCUGUGGAUCAGUGCCACCAGGUCGCAUUGACACAGGAAGUUACCAAGUGCAUAUUUCGUUCAGAUCUGAUCCUAGUGGGAAAAACAAGGGAUGGAAGAUCAAGUACACCAGUACCAAGAUUAAAUCCUGAUGGCUUGUUGACAUAAACAUUGUAUACAGAUGGACUGGGAGCAACAUUAUCAACCUUUUCUGCUCCAGCUUUAUGUUUUUAUGUUUAUCCUUUAUCAACUCUUUCUAUCUUGAUUUCAUGAUUAUUUCUGCUUGACCUCUGACAUUAUGAAAGGAUCCACAUGAAAGGGUGGUGGGAGGUGACGGCAGUCAGUACCACACAUCUGUCUUACAGUGUAGGUAACUUAUUCACAAUUUUGGGGCCUUGUCACCCCCAAUCAGAUGGGCUGUUUCAACAUCAAGUGCAUCACGGCUACAAGUAUUUUUUUUCCUAUAUAGCCAUACUCUGCCUUUCUCUGCCUCUGAUUGGCUUACCCUAGUAUUCUUACCCUAAUCCUAACCAAUCUCACUCCUCUUGCCUAAACCUACUCAAACCAACCAACAAAUGGAAUAAAUACUGGCCAACCAGAGGGAGAGUAGGAAGGAUCAUGGGAAAAAAAACUUCGACGCCACAGGCAGUAGGUCUUUUUUUCCCCCACAUUUUUUUCCCGCAUUGCUAGUGGUAGCUUUGCAGCCCAGUAGGUGGGCCGGCCUAUCUGACAUUUGCUCAACUUGCCAGAUUGCCAGUCUGAGCAUGACAGUAUGUAUACCUAUAUGCUAUCUGAAAAUACUACACAAGGACUUUCACAUCGUAGCAACCUAAUACAAUUAACCCUUCACUAAGCCCCGCCCCUUUGUGAUGGUCCGUCAAGCUGUCGGAUUAAGCAUGGAGCCCACACUGUAACUAACUGCACAAAUUUUAUCACCUUUUUGGAAAAACAAAAAAGCGAUUCCAGAGAGAAGCAGACCGAGGGGUCUGCAGUCUGUGUUUGAAGGAUAUAUCCAGGAUGUCAAACUGACUCAGCAGCAACAACAGGUUAAAAAGACAAAGAUAGUUUGAAGCUAAAGACGAACUACAAAGGAAAACUUUGGCAAUAUUCAACCAGCUGUGUGUCAUCACAGUGUGUGCAGAUGAAUGGUGUUUGGCCUCCCUUCUGUGCUGACGCCAGCACCUGUUCAUCUGCACAUGCUGUGAUGACACAUAGCUAGUUCAAUAUUGACAAAGUUUCCCUGCUUCCCUUCACUGGUCCCUGGAGAGCAGGGUCAGUCUUCAUUCUUAGAAUCAUUAAAAAGCAAAAACAGUAUACAUUCAGUAGGCUAUAUCUUCAGUAGCUAGCUAGCUAACCCUACACUUUUCAGGGUUUGAUUUUGGUUUUGGAACAUGGAAGAAACGUAUAUCUUUUUCCAACCUCUCCAGGUAACGAGUAUCAUUAAUACACGACGUGCCCCAGACACAACAUUUAGCUUCAAAUCCACAAAACCAGCCUGAAAAUGAAGGAAAUCUGAAACAAUUGCAUUGGAGUCAAUGGAGCACAGCUGUGUUGUUGUCGGAUGCUGGUCUGAGCCUGCCUGAUGCUACGUAUGAUUGGUCAGUCUGCAUCUGGGGGUGGGACUUAGCGAAGGGUCAGUUAUACUGUUUGUGAUAUAGCUUUAAUAUUGUGUUUGAGCAUGAGGCUAGCUGAAGAAUUAACCUCAUGACACCUUGGAAUGACAUUGUGACACUAGUGCUAUCAAAAUACUCUCCAGAUCUCAAGGACUUACAUUGAUUGCAUCUAAUUUCUAAUCUAAUUGUCAUUGUUUUAUUUCUUUGUUUGCUGAGAUGCUGUUAUAAUCUCAACAGCACAA